CAUCAAUGCUACAGUUACAUUGCUUGUACUUUGUAAUUGUAGUUGUAUUUGUAAGUUGGAUAACUUUAAAGUUUAGUUAAAAUUCCUAUUUCAAGAAAAGAACAUGUACCUAACUAGUUAGAGCCAGGGGCGGUAUUCUGAAAAGAUACGACACCCUUACGAGUCGUAACUUUUUGUAUUCUGAAAAUUCUAUACGACUGUCGUAUCUUUUUGAGAGCUGUCAUAUCUCAGUUUCAUGAAUAAUAAUGCUCGCAGCCAAUGGAAAUGUUUGUUUCAUCAUUUUUAGGCGCAGAAUUGCAUACUAAAGAGGAAAAGACAAGCUCGGUAGAGUUUAAUAAACUUUUGCGCGUUGUCUGCUAGUUCUAUAUAUAUAUAUAGCUCUUACUAUUAUAGUUACUCUAUGUAUAGCUCUAUGGCUACAGAGCUUUUCGCGAGCAAUGACACAAACGCGUGUUUAACAUCAAAUUAUGAACAAACACGAAUCGUAAGUUACGACUCGUAAGUCUUUCAGAAUACCGCCCCAGGCCUACUAGUAUACCCAGUUAUCGGGUGUCCGGACAGGUUGGGUAUCCGGACAGAGGAUUUUAGAAUUCUUAUUUUGACUUGUCCUAGAUGCCUUGAAAUUUGUAUAAAUUUCUUUCAUAAUUUUCUUUAAUAAAAGUCUUGAAAAAUAUGAAUUUAUGAUUCAAUAUUCUAUAAUAAAUUGAGUAAUUCAAAAUAUAAAAUAUUGUGAAGCUCAAUAUAUUUAGUUCAUUACAUAUUUUAAGGUGUACAUGACAAUAUAAAAAUGUAAACUUGGUUCAAGUUCUGAAAACAAAAUAAUGUGAUUGAUCAAAUAAUGGAUUUUUGCAGUACUUAUAAAUAUAAGUAAACAAAUUUGUGAGUAGCGCAUCCAUGACGUCAUCAAAUUGGCAAUUUGUCUAGAAAUUUUCACUGAUUUCCCCAGUUUUUCAUAUGAUUAGUUGUCUGAUUUUCCUCAAACUUUUUUUGUUCUGUUCAUCUGAUUUUUCUGCUCCUGUUGAAAAAUUAUUAUUUUUGGGUAGACUCUUCUUUAGGGAUCCAGCCCAGAAAAACCUUAAUUGCUUCGGUUAAAAUCAGAAAAAAAUCAGACGUAGAGAUCAAAAAAGUUUGAAGGAAAUUGGACAAUAAAUAAGAAAGUUAAAUUAAUAUUUGCAAGACAUUAAAAAAUACAGACCUUUGCAAAUUGGCGACUCUAGGUCACAUGUUAUAACGUAUGUCAGGCACUGCUCUACAAUUUGCUUAUUAUAUCUUAUUGUUUUUAAAACCCGUUUUUGAACCCUUUAAUGCAAAAACAAUUAAUCUUUCUCGAUGAUACCCGUAUUUAUAAGAGGACCCAUUCAUGAAUUAAUUUUUGAAAUGUUUUUUUUAUAUUGAAGAUGGGGAAAUUUGAUUUUAUAGCUAAACAUUAUUCUUAUUAUAUGUAUUGUUAAUUAAAAAUUUGGCCCCCCAAAAAAAUCUCGGCAACGAAUGGACCGAUUGACUGGAAAAUUGGCACAUAUGUAAAACAAACAAGUCGAGUAGAAUGAGAAUUUAAAAAAAAAAAAAAAUUGAGCAUUAUUAUUAUUUUUUUAAUUAAUUAAAAUUUUGAAUAUGCAAAUUUUUGACGAAAUUGGGAGAAAAUUGGGAUUUUCGUCUAAAAUCAAUAGAAAUUACAGGAUUUCUUCAGGUUUUCUGCAAAAGUACUUUCAAAUGAUGUUAUCUAUCAUAUCCAAGUUUUUUAUGCUGUUGAAAUAUGUCACUAAUUUGCAUAAAUAUGCAAAUUAGUAUUCCCGGAUUUAUACACAUUGUUUUCAUUCUUAUGUAUUCUAUUGUUUUUUUGUUGUUUGAAUUUUGUUUAAAGAAGAAUUUAUCGCUCAAAUGUAUGAAUUCAACUAAUAACAAAGAAAUAAUCCAAAUUAUAAUUCAAAGUAACAAUAAUAACAGAUUUGGACUGAGUUUACAUGGCAUCGGAUAUAGGAAUUACAUAGAAACCUGUACAAAAAUUACAUUUUUUUGUGACGGACGAGCAAUUUAUCGACCUGUAAAAUCAGUUCUACAGGUCCGACCGGGGUGAAUUAUAUAUCAAAACAUGCGGGAGACUUGAGAGAAAAAUGUCAUGAAGUUUGAACGAGAAAUUCCAAUCGCUCUAGAUGCACGUCAAAAAAACAGACAGGGGGGGCCUAAAAGGCUCCCCCCCCCCCCCCCCCGAUGGGAUUAAGGUUAAGAUCCCCAUCAGAGGAUCAUUGAAACUUUAAAAACAGGUAACUUUUGAACGUAUUGUCAAAUCUUGCUCAAAUUUUAAGUUUGUUCAUUUCAUUUUCCUCAUUUACUGACAGGGGUAGCUUUGCCAUUAAAUACAUAGGUACACAACUUUUUGGGAGUGACUUGACUUGUAAUACUGUAUAAUCAUGUAGAACAUAGGGUCGCAUACAAAAUAUACAGGUUAGCAACAGUUGUCUGAUUUGCUGAGCUGAUUCACAUUUUUUUUUUCCUUCUUCUUUUCUUGUAGAUAAUGGAAUAGACAGUGAAGCGUUUCACCUCCUUGAUGAUGCGUCCAUCACUCAACUGUUUCCCAAACUUGGGGAUAAAUUGAAGUUCUCCAGGCGAUACAAGGAGUUCAACAAAUCCAUACAGGAUGACACUACUGUCACACUCAAAGAGGAAGAAAUGUUUGAUGUUCCUGAAGUACGUGUGCAAGCAGGAGGCCAAGAAGGAUGCCCAUUUCCUUUACCAGCCAAAAGAAAGAAAAAUGCGAAUGUGAUUGAGAUGCUUGAAGAGUCAGAUGGUCAUGAAAUAGUCCAAGCCCUAAGGCGAAGAGAUGGCUGCACGGCCAAGACGAGGUGCAAAAUGGUCAGGAUUCUUGUAUCAGGAUUGAUCAAACUUCAUGGAUCAAGGCCCCCAACUGAGAUCAAGACCGGCUUGGCGAAGGCAAUAGUGGAAACAUUCCCAUUUCUGCGUGAUUCUGAGGGAGAAGGCUACAUUGAAGAAGACUUCAGUGCACUAAUAGGUCAGAACAAGUCGGAUAAACUAUCAAAGAAAUGGACUAAAGAAUUGGCUGCCCAGAUCUUGCAGUACUGUGAGCUUCAAAGAAGCGGUGUUGCCCUUGGGGACGUUUUCCAAAGCCUAAAAACUGCAGAGGAUCCCCAGGUUGCCCUCCAGUGCCUCCCCCUGUUCCUGGCACCAGGGAGGAUGAGGAACACACCAGGGCGGUUUAGGAAUGCCACACACUCCGAGGCGUUGAAUGCCUUCAUUGAUCAGCAACCAGUUGGAACAAAUCUACCGAGGUACCUCGAUGAAAUCCUUGAAGAUGAGAGAAGGCAACCGUUUGUUCUUCUUCUAGGAGAGCGCUCUCGUCCCGCCCAAGCUUUCGUCAUCUUUGAGGGAAGGGCCAUGGCAGCCCCUUCCCUUUUGAAGGCCAUUGAUCUUUGCUUUAAGAUGAUAUAUGUAUUUGAUGUAGAGUAUGCGCCUCAAUGUUAUACGACAUGGGAGUUUGUGCAGAAAUAUGUCUUUGAGAUCAGUGACAAUGUAAAAGGAAAGAUGGGUACCUCCCCAUCUGUCCGUAGCCUGAGGGCUCAUCUGACCAACUCCAACUUGCCCCAGUAGAUAAUUGUAUUUGUAGGCGGGGGGCCAAAGUAGAAAAAAGUGAUUUAGGUUGCCACAUAUCUACAACAAGUUUAAACCGAAUUUAAUUGCAAGUAUUUUUAAUGAGACAACAUAAUUCAGAGGUCUACCUCAAAACAUUUGUUGCGAACACCUCCAAAUCCAAGAUGGCGUCCCAAAAAGCAGUCGUUUUUGUCUUGCUAUAUUUGUGACCAUUUAUGUGACCAUGUUAAAGACAACAUAAUUUCCUUUAAUCUGAUACCAAACACCAUGGGGUUCACGAUAUCUAACACGGUAAUUUGUUUGAUAUCAUGGGACAGUUUUUUGAAAAGUAUUGUCUCACCUGCUGAUACAGUUAUGGAUUUAUGCGUAAUUAUGUAAAUCAAUAAUUUCAUAUUUUGUGGAAAAAAUGCCUAAAAUUUGAGUUUGGGGCUAAAAAUGAUUGUGUUAGAUAUCGUAAACCCCGUGGUGUUUGAUAUCAGAUUAAAGGAAAUUAUGUUGUCUUUACUAUGCUUGCCAAAUAAUGCUGAUUCCAGGUGUCGUUUGGGAAAUCUCGCCAAUUAGAUAUCGCAAGACAAAACAACUGCUUUUUGGGACGCCAUCUUGGAUUUGGAGGUUUCGCAACAAAUUUUUUGAGGUAGACCUCUGAAUUAAUUUGUUUUAUUAAAAAUACUUGCAAUUAAAAUCAGUCUAAACUUGUAGAGAUCUGGCAACCUAAGCCAUUAAGGAAGCCACUUUUUCGACUUUGGCCCUCCGCCUAUUGCGUAAUUUCAUGAAGUUGGGGCAGUGUCCAGUAGCAUCCCCGGGGGGGGGGGGGGGGGGGGGGGGCACUCAUGUAAAAAGUCAGACGGGUAUGUGCCGCUUAAAAGAACCCCUUUUUCACACCUGAUCACAGCUCUAAAGAUACCCAAUUUUCACAAAUUGCCGCUCCAAAGACCCCCGAAAUGACUUGGCUAUGAAUUUGACUAUCGCCAAGUCCAUUAUUCUCUUCUAGUUCAGCUCCUUAGAUCACCAAUUGAGCCGUUUUUAGCAACUUUUGACUUUGUUUAGUCUUUUGGACGGGUUUCAGUAAGUAUUUGGUAACUCCAAGUCUAUGUAUUUUGUAGUUUUAGUCAGCUCCUUAGUCCCCUUAACUCCCGUUUCAGGGUUUUUGUAGCUCCAAAGACCCUAUAUUUUGUGCUUGUAGUCUGCUCUUCAGACCCCCAUUUCAGAGUUCCGUGAGGCACACCCCCGUCAAAAAAUAAUUCGAGUUAUGUUGUAGAGGGGUUAAACUGCCAUUGUUCUUUAUCAUAGGAAAAUAUAAAUUCUAAAGAAUUUCAAAGUUUGUGCAUGAGACAAUUUUCAUGUAUUCUAAUGCUUCUCUUGCUGUAUAUAUGUUUGACAUAGCAGGUCUAUGUGAAAAGGUUCAUUUUGACUGUAUAAGCAGCUGUUGUUUCUGGAAAUACUGUGAUAUGUCUUGAAUAAUAUUAUAAUUGUUUAUAAAUGUGCCAAUUACAGAUGGAGGGUGCCAGCUAGAGGCAUGUAACUUUCAGGUUGUCUGCCCAUCCAUCCCCUGUUCAUUGUUCUGAAACAUUGAACAGCUCAACUUCAUACUUGGCUCAUGUGUGCAUAUAUGGGAAGCAAGGAUGCGAGUUGAUUUAUAAUCCUGCAAUGUUUACGAAUGUGUUUGGUUAUGAGAAUGAUGAAUUAUUUACACUUUUAUUGCUCACUCUUAAAUAUUGUAGUUACUUUUUUUAUUUCGAGAAACAAUUCCUUCAUUUGAAGGCUACAAACCUUAUAUUGAGAGUAGGAAUUUGGAAUAAUAUAUACUAUCCGCAAACAAAAAAACACCCCCCCCCCCAAAAAAAAAAAAA
Strongylocentrotus purpuratus (purple sea urchin) is the source of this 5453-nucleotide messenger RNA. RefSeq lists its product as uncharacterized. The record is from RefSeq and is a predicted model, not a curated record. NCBI's taxonomy places the organism in Eukaryota, Metazoa, Echinodermata, Echinoidea, Camarodonta, Strongylocentrotidae. The coding region runs from base 2668 to 3603 and encodes 311 amino acids. The transcript is spliced from 7 exons.